AUGAGUUGGCCGGAGGGCGUGCGGCGCGGUGUCCGCCUGCGCUACCGCAGAGUCUCGGCGCUCGACGUCGACGACACGGUAUCGUGUUUUUGCAGGAAGGGGAGGCGUAAAGAGCGCGAGGGCGAAGGCGACCCGAAGCUGUACCUGCAGGAGGCGCUGCUCGAGCGUCAGCUGCCCGAGCUGGACCUGAGGCAGCUCGUGGAGCUGCCGCGCGGCCUCGACCUCAACGAGUGGCUGGCCUCGCACACGCUGCCGCUGUUCGAGCACGUCAACCUGCUGUACGGCACCGUGUCGGAGUUCUGCACGGCGGCCGGCUGCGGCGAUAUGGCCGGGCCGGGCGGCCGCGUCUACGCCUGGUACGACGAGCGCGGCAAGAAAACGCGGCUGGCGGCGCCGCAGUACGUCGACUGCGUGAUGACGUUCGUGCAGCGGACCAUCCACGACGAGGCCGUGUUCCCCACCAAGUACGCCAACGAGUUCCCGCCCGGCUUCGACGCGGUUCUGCGACGCGUGCUGCGCCUGCUGUACCACGUGCUGGCGCACCUCUACGCCGCGCACUUCCGCCACCUGGCGCUGCUGCGCCUGCACAAGCACCUGCACCUGACCUUCGCGCACCUCACCGCGCUCGACCGCCGCUACGCGCUGCUCGACCACAAGGAGACCGAGGUGCUGCGCGACCUGGAAGUGGCCCUGCGCCUGACGGAGCCCGACGAGGCUUCGCCGAGGCGCCGUUCGCCGGUCGUCACGCAGCCCUUGGCCUCGGCGUGA
Pieris macdunnoughi is the source of this 768-nucleotide messenger RNA. The record is from the annotation of a GenBank genome assembly. Lineage: Eukaryota; Metazoa; Arthropoda; Insecta; Lepidoptera; Pieridae.